Molecule: messenger RNA, 179 nt
Organism: Candidula unifasciata
Lineage: Eukaryota; Metazoa; Mollusca; Gastropoda; Stylommatophora; Geomitridae
Source: the annotation of a GenBank genome assembly
UCUGUGCCAACGUGCCAAUAUGUACUGCCGUAACACUCGUGGAUCCUAUAAGUGUGUUUGCCGGAAUGGCUACGUGAUGUCCCUCCUUGGUCACUGCACACCUUGCUCUUUAUACACUCGUGGAGCAAACUGCUCAGAGAUGUGCCAGUGUGAAAUUGAAAAGACCGUCUACUGUGAAG